Nerophis ophidion (straightnose pipefish) is the source of this 2036-nucleotide messenger RNA. RefSeq lists its product as uncharacterized. Gene Ontology annotation, molecular function: signaling receptor binding. NCBI's taxonomy places the organism in Eukaryota, Metazoa, Chordata, Actinopteri, Syngnathiformes, Syngnathidae. Bases 16 to 669 code for a protein of 217 amino acids. The transcript has 4 exons. The record is from RefSeq and is a predicted model, not a curated record. Gene Ontology annotation, biological process: hormone-mediated signaling pathway.
GGAUUGGGUCCAACAAUGAAGUGCUCGCGGACUUUGUGGACUACAGGUGGUCUUUCCUGGUGGUCCAAGUCAGGUCGGGAGGACAGAUGCCAAAUCCCGCCCGGCCCGCCUCUUGCUCCGCCUCCCCGCUGGGAUCCUAAUGACAGGGGGACGGACGGCGGGAUUUGUCGGACAACAGCGGCGGCUGCGUGGCUGCUGGCGAUGAGCUCGCCGCCGGACGCCUUUGAGGGACCGGCAGCCGCUCGUGCCCUCGCCACACGCCUCCUGCUAACUCCUGCGUUUGCUCGUCCAACAUGGACGGGACAAAAUGGACGCCGGCGGACCGCCGCCCAUCAGAUGUACCUGUGUGACUGUCUGCUCUUUAUCUGUCUGCUGGUCAUCAAUGUCAACCAACACUACGCAGAGGAGAACACACACCAGCAGCAUGCAGACGGGUCCAGGGCAGGCGCGUCAAAGCUGGGCGUGAAGAUGGACAACGAAGUCAUGGAGCCAAAGAGGAGGAAUUUUCCAGUCAGUGUCUCUCCUUUGGAGCGUCGGUCCGUCGGCGUCGCGGCCAGCAAACAAGCUUCGAGCAGCAGUAGACAAGUCAUUGAGUUGCCACAGCGACGGCUGCGUCUCCCACCCAUGGACAGGAUCGGAAUGCAACACCUGCCAAACAAGAGAGGAUAGGCUACAAGUACAAUAUAAUGUAAUGUAAUAAUAUAUAUACACUAGUGAUUUAGGGCUAUAUAAGUAAACAUUGAUUGAUUGAUAUAUAUAUGUGUAUAUAUAUAUAUAUAUAUAUAUAUAUGUAUAUAUAUAUAUAAAUAUAUAUAUAUAUGCUGUAUAUGUUUAUAUAUAUAUAUAUAUGUGUGUGUGUACAUAUUAUACAUAUAUAUAUUAUUAUAAAAUAAUAUGAUACAUAUUUAAUAUAAUGGAUAUAUAAUUGGAUAGUAAGAGUAUGUGAAAGUUUGACUCCUACCUUGUUUACUUCCGUGACGACCUUCUUAAAGUUUUGUAAUCAAUCAGAAACAUCAAGCAGCUAAAAUGCAUCAAACAUGGAUAAGUGUGGAGAGUGUUUUGCAUUUUUCCCCAUCGUGCACUCUAAUGGAUGAUCAGUGUAAUUUAAAAAAAUGUUUUUAUGUUUUUGGGAUGUUUUUCAUAAUACCUGCAAUAUUCAGAGGCAGGUUGUGUUAUAUAUGUGUUGACAUUUAUGUUAUAGUUUUGGACCAUGACUAGGGAAGGUUGUUUGGAUUGUGUCAUAUAAGUAAAUGCUGAGUUAUUACCACAAAGUACUUUCAAGGGUUAUUGGUAAGAUUUAAUCACAUUGUCCACAAGAUAGCAGCAAACAUGUAACCUUCAGAAGCACAAAUCCUGAUGCUUUGUUGAACACAUAAUAUCUCGCCAUAAUUAGGACUACUACUACUACAACCUCAGGGUAAUCCCCCAUUAGGACAAGUGAGGUAGUGUAGCAUGCCUUCCCUUCAUAUGACCAUUAAUAAUCAAGGGUGAUUGUCUUCUGUUUAUCAGACCCCCCCCCCUGAGCCACACCCACCACCUGUCAAUCAACCAUCCCACUCUUCUAUACUUUCAAUCUCAAAAUGUGGCUGUAUGAAACACAUAAAUAUUGAAUAAACAGACCCCCCCGUCAUUAAGAAUAGAUAUUUGUGGUGGCGGGAGGGCAAGGUGUCACUGUCUAAUUUGCAUAAUUGGCUAAGACGUAUUUUACAAAAUGCUAAAAAAGACAAGUCUUAUGUUGAGUUUCAUAUUUUUCUUCUUUCAUUUCUGCUGUUUUUUAAAUUGUAUAUCAUUUCUAGUGUGCCUAUAAUAACAGGCUUCCUGUUAAGCCAUUUUUUUUUUCAAAUAAAAUGUUUAUUUGUGGCAGUCCAGAUGUAUUCAUGGCAGGCCGCCACAAAAAUUAAAAAAUAUGAGGGGAAAAUGUUCAAUAAAACAUCCAACAUCUUUAAAAUUAAUCAAUAUAUUUAAGUUACAUCCUUUUCUUGACCAGAACAGAUUUUAAUAAAUAUUGUGUGUAAAUAUUAAAGUUGCGGAGUCAA